This is a messenger RNA of Rhagoletis zephyria (snowberry fruit fly), 1116 nucleotides long. The record is from RefSeq and is a predicted model, not a curated record. NCBI's taxonomy places the organism in Eukaryota, Metazoa, Arthropoda, Insecta, Diptera, Tephritidae.
AUGGACAAUACAACACUUUUCUCCUCUUCUAUCAAACCGUCCAACUGUCAGUUUCUGCAGCUUAUCAGCGGCCUCUUCUUUCUCCUUCUCAUCUGCUGUACCGUCUUUGGCAAUCUUCUGGUCAUCAUUGCAAUCAUCCGCUUUCGGCACCUCCGCCGAACGAGCAACUACCUCAUCUGUUCACUGGCGCUUACCGACCUAAUCGUCGGCCUGAUUCUCAUGCCACUGAAAGCCUUCAAUGAGGUGGUCAACCUGGGCAGCUGGCGGUACGGUCGUCGACUGUGUUUCAGUUGGCUUUUCCUGGCCAUCCUCUGCUCCACUGCCUCCUCCUUUCACCUGCUGGCCAUUGCAGUGGACCGCUAUCUGGCCAUCAACCGGCCGCAUUCAGUUCUGACUAGAAGACACCAGAACACUCAAAAGAGUGGUAGUCUUCAUUGGGGAAGUAGGCGUCACAAGUUUCAGGUUGCGGCGAUGGUCGUCUUCAGUUGGGCCGUCUCCUUUGGCAUUGCCCUCUUUCCUCUGACUGUCUGGAUUGACGAGGCUGCCUUUGAGAAAGGUUUGCGCGAGCAGAUUUGCUUUCCAGCACAAAAGGUGAUUCACAAACUGGCCAGUCAGGUAGUGGUCUUCUACGGGCCCAUUGCCAUCAUGAUACCGCUCUACGUGAAGAUUUAUCAGAAAUCAAAACGCCAGUGCUGUCCUCUUCCGUCACCUCACCUUUUGGCUGCCUUGCCGCCAACAAAAGCUGAAAACAAACAACAACAACAAAGGACAACAACUAAAACGUCAACUUCAUCGAGCACCUCAAGUACCGACCAGAAAGUGCAACCCGCAUUACCACCAUCUCAAUCUCAACCAAAGCCAAACUAUCACCGUUACCGUCGUGAGUAUCGCGUCGCCAAGACACUUUUAACCGUUCUCCUCGCCUACAUCAUUUUUCUGUGGCCAUUUUACCUGACAACGCUGAUCACCUCGACCCUGGGCGAACGGGCCCCGCCUCGUCUGCUGUACUCUCUGGCUCUUUGGUUUCUGUACUCCAACUCAAUGGUGAAUCCACUCAUCUAUGCGGCACUCAAUCGGCAUUUUGCACGCGCCUUCAAGCAGUUGUUACACAUUUAG